Messenger RNA from Fomitopsis serialis, 1876 nucleotides. RefSeq lists its product as uncharacterized. The record is from RefSeq and is a predicted model, not a curated record. Bases 210 to 1706 code for a protein of 498 amino acids. The transcript is spliced from 4 exons. NCBI's taxonomy places the organism in Eukaryota, Fungi, Basidiomycota, Agaricomycetes, Polyporales, Fomitopsidaceae. Gene Ontology annotation, molecular function: protein binding.
AUGUUGCCAAGGAGUAUCAGGGGUCUUGUCCUUGAAUGUGUGCGACUGCGCGAAGCAUGACAACUGGCACUCUCGAUCAUCCUGGGCCUGAGGCCUGAACCCGACGACGAAGAAUCGCCGGCACUCACCAUUCACCACGACCGCGCUCUCUUCAAACCUAGCUCAGUGCCCACUUUCGUCUCAUCUUCUCUAUCAGUCAGUCAGAAGCCAUGCAUAUCCUGGAUUUGAAUGAAGACACGCUUUCAAUGAUCAUCUCGUAUCUGUCCUCCCGGGAUGCACGUCAACUAUCCCUUGUAUCGCGAGGUCUCCAUCUCUUGGCGAAGCACCAAGCAUUGACCUCCGUAUCGCUUUAUUCUGUUGAGAAAGCUCUCAAGUUCAGCAUUUACAUGCUGAAGGACAUGCGACACCGCUUACCUAUGCUGCGAGAGCUGCAGCUCAAGUUCGUGAUCCUCUCGGAAGAAGAACUACUGCAUGCAGAAUACAGCGGUAGGUAUCUGUCUGACUCUGCCAUAACUGCCGAUGCAGUUGCACGUCUUGCAGACCUUCUCGAGCAAGCUUCCUGGUUGAAAUCUCUCGCCUUGGAUGGCGCAGAGGUGUGGCUAACAUACGCCCCUCGCAUUUCCGAAGCACUCUGCCGCAUGCUUCAUUUGUCAGUGAUAGACAUGGACAUGUUGUACACUGCUGUCCCCAAAUUCCUGCGUGGUCUACAAUCCGCUCCUCGCACCAUGAUAUUGCAUCAAACAGCACCCUCCACGCUUCCUCUAAACCCCUACCUGGAUCAGUGCACGGACCUCUGUUCGCCCAGCGUGGAUUGCCUGGUUGUGGAGAAUAUUGCGACCUUCCCAUCGCCCGACGAUCUGGCGUGCAUGUUUCCGAAUGCACGCCGACUUCAUCUGUGCACCCCUCCGACGAGCGCUAUAACACGACUAUCGCUCGUUCCAGGAUGGCCGUUGCUGGAGCACGUCCGAGGAUCUGCUGUACUGUUCGCUCAAUGGAAACUCAGCAAUCCCGUCCAUCUGUUCGAAGUAACUUGCGCUGUCGUGACACCUUCGAAGAGGAUACCAACUACCAGCAAGCACAGGGCCCAAGUACGCAAGGCUGCUAUCCUAGCACUGCAGAAUGUGCAACCUGUUGCGCUCCAGGCCGAAGUGGACUACAAGCUGGAUGGAAUGUAUUGGUCAGACUUCCUGACUGCCUCGCACCGACUCCGUUACCUGUCCCUCAGGCUUCAUCAUGUCACACGCCUUGCGACGUUGGAACGACGUAUGCUCCGCUGGUGGAAAAUCGUCAAACCCUUACUCGCGCGUAGGACGGGCGUUAUUUGCCUUAAGAUCUUUUGCCACCUUCAUGGUGAUCGCAAGACAGCAGACGACGCGCCAAAUGAUCCUUCCGUCGCUAUUCCCCAAAAUAUCGUUGAUGAGUUGCAAGCCUCAGCAGUAUCUAUACCGAGCCUCUUGUAUCUCUCGCUCGUCAUCCGCACGUCGCAGGAACGUCAACCGCGUAUUUCGGAUCGCGGUGAGUUCCAGGCGUGGCACGAUACACACAUAACCGGCGACCUCCGGUGCUGGUGGCAGAUCGUCCACGAAGAGGGGAGAGAACGUGUCGUGAAGACUCUUGAUGUGGAGAAAGGAGAGCGCAUCGCGGCGUAUAUGCGCUCGACAGCGUACGAUUAUACCAAGGACUUCGAUGAGCGCGACGUUCCCUAAUCAGUGAGCGUUGAUGGAGGAAGUGUUAGGGUGCCAGGAUUGGAGUCGGCUGGAUCAGUAGUAGUGGUUGUGAUCUUCAUCUCAGCCUGAGUUGGCCGCUAUAAUGGCCGCAGCUAGUCUCACUUGAAUGAUGUACAAUGCCGCACUUUUCGAUCAACCCGAAUCGCGUU